GGGAAUUCCAGUCGACUUCAAUACGGCUUUCACGUGAAAGAAACAUAGAACGAAGCAACCGAUACAGGGCAUCGCGUUGCGUGUAUAGGCGUCCUUACUCGAGAAACUCAUAGCAGAAAUGGGCAUGAGCAUAUCUAAUGAUGAAUUACAACUUGAGAGAGGGGGCGGGCUCGAAUUUGUUGCAUCAGCAUAUAGCAAGAGGCAGGCCGUGUUGACGGGCAGAGAUACCGCAAUACGAAGUCAAAGUGAGGUUUUGAGAUACCUCACUGUCUGCUCAAGUUUUUGGUGGCCCUUAAUGGAUGGAGUUGUAUGGGUUAUUAUGCCUUUUUUUCAGCAUAUCAGUGCUAUGUUACUGCUACUAUCUAUCUAUAGACCUCUCUAUAAGUCAGUGCCUUUUCUUCAAAGAAAGAAAGAAAAGAAAGGCCGGACUGGGAUGCGUUGCGUUAGUUGGCUGGACCUCAUUGUAUGGGGGCUCGGCAACACCUGCGCUUUGGUAGGAUAUAAUGUUAAUGGAUUAGAAAUGAUGUCAAGAUUCAAACAAUCCAAUUAAUUGAACCUUAUCGUUACGUACACAGUUGUUCCGGC
Molecule: messenger RNA, 585 nt
Organism: Xylaria bambusicola
Lineage: Eukaryota; Fungi; Ascomycota; Sordariomycetes; Xylariales; Xylariaceae
Exons: 1
Coding region: 119-550 (143 amino acids)
Source: RefSeq, a predicted model, not a curated record